AAGCAGGUGUCCUCUUCAAUUCUAGUCUGUGCAGUUUUGCGUUAAUAGUGAAAGAGUAAGAUAGAGGUGUUGUUGAAUAUGAAAUUGAUUCUGUUCUUAGUUGGAUUUUUGGCCUUCGCCGCAGCCAGACCUCAACUUCAACAAUUUGUUCAAAACGUCGGUGCAAAAACAAUUAGAUAUGUAAAUGAAUUAACUGGAACAGGAUAUAAGUUUGCUAUUGAACAAGAUGAUGGGCAGAAAAAAUUUGAAAUAGGCGAAUUGGUUAAUGAAGGUAAAGAGAACGAAUCGUUGGCGGUUAAGGGAUACUAUUCGUAUGUAGGAGAUGAUGGUAAAACUUAUGAAGUUGGAUACACCGCUGACGAAAACGGAUUUCAACCGGAAGGUGAACAUAUUCCGCCAGCUGCAAGCGUUAAAAGGACAAAGCCAUUGGGUAUUUCAUCAGGUGCUUUAGCUUCGUUGGCUGGAAGAUAACUUUCAUGUUGACGAAAAAAUUAAAAAAGCAAUUAAAUGUAAAUUGAAAAGUUUUUAUUUUGUUAUUGGAAAAAAAUAAAAUUAUAA
Onthophagus taurus is the source of this 558-nucleotide messenger RNA. Its product is annotated as larval cuticle protein 65Ag1-like. Gene Ontology annotation, cellular component: chitin-based extracellular matrix. Lineage: Eukaryota; Metazoa; Arthropoda; Insecta; Coleoptera; Scarabaeidae. The record is from RefSeq and is a predicted model, not a curated record. Gene Ontology annotation, molecular function: structural constituent of chitin-based larval cuticle.